Molecule: messenger RNA, 1352 nt
Organism: Daphnia pulex (common water flea)
Lineage: Eukaryota; Metazoa; Arthropoda; Branchiopoda; Diplostraca; Daphniidae
Exons: 7
Coding region: 429-1334 (301 amino acids)
Molecular function (GO): acyltransferase activity, transferring groups other than amino-acyl groups
Source: RefSeq, a predicted model, not a curated record
UUUAUACAAGUUUCGAAAAAGAGCAGCUCGAAAUCAACAUAAGAUUACAAAAAAGAAACGAAACGACCAAUAAUUUUUUCUGGAAACGUGGCUAGCACUGAAAAUAGCCAAGCAAAUAAAAUUACGAAAAUGUGGUCGCGUCUCUUGAUAGAAUGGCUUAAUACACACUCCAUGCUGCUGUUUGGCAGAUUUGAUGCCGGAGCCAGCCAUCACAACAACAAGAAAUGCAAGAUUUUUUUUUCUGAUACAUUUACCUAUCAGGAAUCUCACUCGUCACUUCUUGGAUAAACAGCAGACCUUCUUUCCCGAUUCACGAGGACCGACUUCUCCUAUCUGGUGGAUUAAACUAUUCUGUGGAUACUUUUGGAUGCCUGGCCGUAUUUCCCAGGCUUAGAGGUACUUGUUUCAGACUGGACCGCGGUGUAAUCAUGGCAGGGUCGGUGACACUAGCUUCCCGAUCAGAUCUGUUCUGUCUUCUCUCUUUCUUGGAUUCUCGACUGCCAGCACACUGCGAAGUUCAAAUGGUGGUCAAGGCUGCGCUAUUGGCUGCCAAUACUUCCUAUCAGGUUUUCUUUCUCCACGAAUCCCCUUCGAACGACACAUAUUCAGCGAUUGUAGCCAUCAAGAAAGAAAAUGUGAUUAGCCAAACUCAACAGAAUCAGAAAAUCUGGAACUUGGCCGAAUGGAGCAUUGACGAAAACGCUCUGCUUCGCGUUUACGAAGCAAUCGACAUUGACUGGAAAAGAGAUUUAGUAUUCGCCUUUAACAAGCAUCACAAUCCUCACGAGAAAAUUCUCAAGUUUCUCAAGGAUCGAGAUCGUCUUGCUGAGCACCGCAUCUACUCUGCCGGACGCUAUGUUCUCGACAUACCCGAAGCUUUGAAACUCCAGACGACGAGCUUGCCAGAUGAGGUAUACGUGAAAAGUUUGGAACGUCAUCAUGCUCCGCUGAUUUACGAGCACUGGACGGCGUUCAAACACACGACGACCGUGGACGACAUAGCCGACGAAAUUGAUCUGUUACCUUCAGCUGGUCUUUUCUUGAAGGAUAACGACGAGCUUGUUUCUUGGAUUAUGGGCCACGCUCCGAUGGGCAUGAGUCGUCUUUUCACGAUGGACGGACACCGCCGUAAAGGUUAUGCCACGCUGGUGACACUUUACAUGUCCAAGCGAAUGGCCCAGUCAGGCUUUCUCCCGUUCGUCAACAUUGUCGUCGGCAACACGGCUUCCACCAAGUUCUUCGAAGGUUUGGGUUUCCGUUUUGUCCGUCCUCUCAACGCCAUACUUACUAAACCGCCGAGCACCGACCAAACCGCAACAUCUGCUACAAAUUGAUUCUAGCUUUUGAAGGGG